AUGUCUGGAGGGGGCGAACUGGAAAGGUUCCUGGAUAACCUGGUGUCUCCGUUGCGUGUAUUGCUUCAUGUUGCAGAGCCAUCGAGCGUAUGCGAUGCUAUAAUCAAAGAAAUUGAAUCGUUCAACAAAAAGCGGCUACUUACGGGUUGCGUUGACUCCCUCGCAGCCCGUGUUGAUAUACCUUCGGCUGACAUCUGGCGCUGUCUCAAUUCUCUCGUGCAACUACGUAAUUAUGUACGUAAUAACAAGAUCGCUGAAUCUGAUCUCAAGGACAUUUUAUCACAUGAUUCCUUCAAUGACGAGUUUAUAAAAACAGUUAUCAACUUUAUGAAUACUGAACAAUUUUGUAAACCUAUCAUGAUGAAUGCUCUGUCUAAAUACCCGCCAUUUCGAUCUCUUCAUUGCCGGUUACAAAUUACACUUAUGGGACUGAAUUUAUCUCUUAAGGUGAUUGAGUGUACUAAUCUGCAUAUGGCCUCUGGUUAG
Molecule: messenger RNA, 486 nt
Organism: Cercopithifilaria johnstoni
Lineage: Eukaryota; Metazoa; Nematoda; Chromadorea; Rhabditida; Onchocercidae
Source: the annotation of a GenBank genome assembly